GUCGGACUAUUGAGGAAAUUGUUCCUUUCCAGACCGCCUAAGCAGAUGAAUUCAUUAACCACACAUCUGAUUCGAUGUUUGCAACAGAUCUACAAGGUAAUCUGGGAGGCCAAUGAAAUCCUUGCAGGCAUCAGCCAGCCAUCUGUCUGUAGAGAGGUGUUGCUUUCUGCCCCUGGAACAGCCUAUAUUUGGGGAUUGUCGGAGAUAUAUCAGAUCUCCAGGCGCUUGGCAGAGGCCAUGAAUGCUCGGAAAUUAGCAAGCGAGCUGCUCUUGCAAAAGUUCCGCGAGGUGGAUUUAGCUUGGAAUAAUCUGUUGUCUUUUCUCGUGUUUGGUCGCUCUGCCUUCCAGCUGUUGCUUCUGCCACUGGUGCCAGUGAAUGAACCUUGCUUGACACUUGCAAAUGGUGAGCCUAACCAAGUGUGUGGAGUUUGCCUCACCGCGGUAAAGCAAGAACCCCAGGUGCAGUCUGGAAAUUUGCAUCCCAUUGUGUACCAGGGAUUCUUUUAUCAUAUCAGUUGUGCCAACUUCUGGCUGAAUUGUGUGGAUGCCACACUACCAAGAGAGACCUGAUCCCUUUCUCCAAGUUUCUAUCCAUGCCGUUGUCUCUUGGAUCGGUGACAGGAGAGAGAAAGACUUCUUCCAACAAGGGGAUAUUGGUUAAAUCUAAAAGCCUUCGUCUUCAGACAACCAGUUUCAAACUUCAAAAGUGGUUUUGCGUUAGAGAUGGGACACACACCCCUCCCAACAUUACUGGAAGUGGG
This is a messenger RNA of Protobothrops mucrosquamatus (brown spotted pit viper), 761 nucleotides long. Its product is annotated as synergin gamma-like. The record is from RefSeq and is a predicted model, not a curated record. Gene Ontology annotation, cellular component: clathrin coat of trans-Golgi network vesicle. The transcript is spliced from 5 exons. The coding region runs from base 46 to 570 and encodes 174 amino acids. Lineage: Eukaryota; Metazoa; Chordata; Lepidosauria; Squamata; Viperidae.